This is a messenger RNA of Marchantia polymorpha subsp. ruderalis, 1723 nucleotides long. Lineage: Eukaryota; Viridiplantae; Streptophyta; Marchantiopsida; Marchantiales; Marchantiaceae. The record is from the annotation of a GenBank genome assembly.
GAACGUGAAGACCGUUAUUGCACAAAUGCAUCGACGCUUUCUUAAUUCCUCUUUCACUCCUCCUCCUCCUUCUGCCCCAAAGCCAGCCGAACCCGACUAGGGAGGGAGUGGAUGAGUGUAUGCUCGAGAAUUCAUCAACACCUUUGUCUUCACCUCCACUUUCUAUUUCAACCACCGAGGUGCACCUUUCGGGAUCCCGGUCAAGAGCGCGAAGCUGUCAAGUUCGUCCGUUUGUCUUCUUUUCGCGACAUAUUCUUUUCAUCAAAGACGACAGAAAGCAUGCGGCCGAGAACAAAAAUCUCUGAAGCAUCACUCGGCGUCUUCACCCGAUGACUUCGACUCUCCAUUGCUUUUCGGGUUUGGAUAAGCAGAAGCGUGUUGUUCUGUGCUGUUCCCUCGUCUGCCCUGCAAUGCCAUGCCGAAUCUGACCUAACCUUCCUUGCUUUCUUCAUCGAUCCCCACCACCAUCGUCAUGGAAUGUUAGAAAAGGAGAGUCUAGCAUGCGAACUCGAGCAGGAUCCAGAGAAAAAGUUGAUUUGCCCUUUCAUGAUGGAGGCGAAAAGUAGAUAAUGAUUGAGCUAGGUAGCCACUCUACCUUGUUGCUCCAGACAAUGAGCUCCGAGGUCCAAACUUGAAAUGAAAUUUCCAAAUUCUGGGAAGUAGUGCAAGGACGAUCACCAACUUCCACUAUGCUGCAAUCACAUGGGCGGCGGACCUUGUUACACGCAAUUUGGUUUAAGCGGUGAGCUGCAAAACCCAGCACAUGCAUCUCCUAGCGCUGUCAUUGUGUACCAUCCACGCACACAAGUGAGUUAACUUCAGCAUCCUAGUGCUAAGACAAGUCCAGGCUUUUCAAACUUCAACCUAGUGGAUUGUAAGAAUUCUUAUACCGAUUAGGCGUUCUGGUUGACAUUUGCUUGCUCUGCUAUGGACUACUCAAAUCAUCUGUUGGAGCAUUGCCACACUUGUUUAUAUUUUCUUUUAACAUUAACGGUCUGAAUAUCAAUCUGAUAUAUGAUGUUCCAGUCGAACAGUCUGUAAUUUUAGAAUUUAACGUAAAAAACAGUAACCUUUAGCUCCGUUAGAUUGGUUGGAUAAUCAUAUGAUAGAUUGAGUUUUGAAGAUAAAAUCAGCGACAUAAUCAAAUACUUCUUAUAUGUAUACAUUUUAAAUUUAUAGAAAUUUGUGUUUAUCCACUGAACCUCUACAUAAAUGAUUGGUUUAUCUUAUCUCAUCAUCCACCUUCGGGUUUAAUCUGUACGGUGAAGCUCUCACUAUUCUGAUUUAGUUCGCAAAAUUGGAGGGUCUCAACGCCUGCCUCUCUCUCUCACCAUUUUCCAUCUUCCACACUUCCAAGAACUUUUUUUCAACCAGAGUGCCAGUCCACGCAUGGUUGUCUUGAAGGAAGAAUCCAUCGUACAAUGGAAAUAUAUUGGCUCCAUCACGCCAACCCUUCCCGUCCUGCCCGGUCCCAUAAAACAGUUAGAUACAUUAGUCUCUAUUUAAGCUAUCCGUUUCAAAUGACAAUCAUCUGCCUAAUAUGUUUUCAAACAAUCACUUUUCUCAAUUCUCUAGAUCACAAUUUAAUCACAAACUUUGUGCUAACGAAAUUUUUUCCCACAUCUAUAUAUAUCUCCUCAAGUAGAUAUAUCUUUUACGCUGCUUCUUAACAUUUCUUUCUAGACCUUAACAUUAAUGAUUUACAACACCAGUUAUAGCGAGC